AAGAAUGCCCGUGCAUCUCCCUCCUCUACCUCUCAAACUUUCAUCGCGCAGUCUCCAGUGUUGCUAUAUUGGUCAGAGUUACUGAAGCGAGCUCAAGUCCCCAUCUGUGUAGAUUAGACCUUUAUCCUCUUAACUCCGAGUGUCUCUGCCUGCUCUUCUCACCGCUUCGCUCAAAAACGCUCUCAAAUAAGAAGAAACUUUAAGUCUGAGGCCGAUUCGCGGGCUUUGGACGGCUGCUGUGGCGCUCCGUGGAUGCUGAAGUUCUCCAGAGUUGAUCGCGGGUGUCGGGGCUCCUGUGGGGCCGCGCAUGAGGAGCGUGUCUGAUCUGCUGCAGACAGUAAUCGCAUCAGACCGGCUUCACCGUCCAUACAAAGACCUGCAACAGUCUGGAUCGAAAAAACGCCGUUUUCUGUUCUUAAGGAGUUUAAAAUGAGGAAUAACUGCAUUUGAAACUCAGAUCGGAAUCUCAGAAUCAUAAAGGAUUGAAAAUGCGCCUCCAGGAGAGAGUGAUGGUGCUUCUUGCAUUGGUGUGGAUGUGUAAUUUCGCGCUUUGCGCAAGAAAGACUAGUGCACGCAAGUCAGAGAGGUUAAGUCCACCGCUGGACAUUCAGCUGGAGACGGUGAACUGCACUGCAUUCAGUGUCCGGUGGAAAAUGCCCCGUAGACACGUCAGCACUAUCACGGGAUACAAGGUGUUUUACACGGAGAUGAGGAAUAAUCGUCCGACUAGCAAUGCUGUUGCCCUGGAAGUCCCAUUGAGUUUGGAAAUGCUCACAACUGGACAGUUUGAUGGCCAGGCCAGCUUUGAUGUGGUGAUCGGGAACCUGAAGGUGGCCACACUGUACCGUGUCAGUGUGGGGGCGUACGGCUGGGCAGGCGAGGGCCGACCCAGCAUGCCCCGGGACAUCAGCACUGGCUCUCUUGAAAAGUGCAUGCCUCCUGCACCUCCGACCCAGCCUAAAGUGGUCCCAGUGUCAGACACAGAACUGGCAUUGUCAUGGCAGCAUGGAGAGAGUGAAGGAAGUGCACCUGUGCUAUACUUCCUUGUGGCGUAUAUCAGACCGGAGAUGGACACUGAGUGGAUGUACAUCAGAGAGCCAGUAGAGUCGAACUCUAUGGUGCUCAAGGGUCUGAUUCCUGAGACGGAGUACCAGUUUGUCGUCAGAGCCGUGAACGCACACGGGAUCAGCCCUCCCAGUGCCAUCAACAACCCCGUGCGCACUCUCGGUUCAGCAGAUACAGGCAGUGGAGACUAUGAUGUCUACAUCUCAAACUCUGACAGUAAAGAUGAGGACGGGUUUGAAAUCGAUGACUCGGAUUAUGAUGUCUUCAUUGAGGAGAUAAAGUCAUUAACUAGCAGUAAGAAAAGCGGCAGACGGUCUCAGCUUCGCUCCCGCGCCGGGACUCCCAGUAACGGAAAUGUUAUUUAUAGGAUACGUACACCUGUUUCCCAAAAUAUCAGCAUCACUCCAACAGCAGCGGCAGCAUGGACCACAUCAACAACACCCACUAGCUCCGCCUCCAGGACAACCACCACACCUGUUAUACUGACAGGCUCCGCCCCCACCACGCCUCCUCCUGUAGUUCCUUCUCCCAGUCCGUCAGUGACGCCGUGGAAAGGGGAAAGACCCCGGGUCUAUGAUGUACCAUGUGACGAGACGGUCUGCCCUCCCGACAGCUUCUGCAUCAACGAUUACGACACUGGAGGCUCUCGAUGUCACUGCAACCUCGGUCGCCAGGGAGACUUCUGCUCAGAAGGUCUGACGGUCAAUUUCCCAAAGUUCUACGGCUACUCCCACAUGACGUUUGAACCUCUUAAAAACUCUUACCAGAGCUUCCAGAUCAGCCUGGAGUUUAAGGCUGAGGCUGAGGAUGGAUUGCUGUUGUAUUGUGGAGAGAAUGAACACGGUAGAGGAGAUUUCACCUCCCUGGCCCUCGUACGGGGAAAGCUACACUACAGGUUUAACUGCGGUACAGGUGCAGCUCAGAUUGUAAGUGACAGCUCCAUUGUGAUUGGACAGUGGCACAGGGUCACAAUAUUUAGAGACGGCAUGAAUGGCUGGCUGAGAUUAGACAAUGACACACCGGUGUCAGGCCGUUCUCAGGGUCAGUACACUAAAAUAACGUUCCGCACGCCUUUAUUUUUGGGCGGAGCUCCAAAUGCCUAUUGGCUGGUGAGGGCGGUGGGCACCAAUCGUGGCUUUCAGGGCUGCAUGCAGAGUCUGAUUGUCAACAGUAAAGCCAUUGACAUCCGACCCUGGCCUAAAGGAAAUGCACUGAGCGGAGCAGACAUCGGGGAGUGCAGCAACAGUGUGUGUGAGAAGGUCACCUGUGCUAAUGGAGGAAUCUGCUUUGCCAACCGUGCGGACAGCUUCAUCUGCCUGUGUCCUCUCGGCUAUAAGGGCUUCCUCUGUGAGGAGAGUUUCCUGUUGUCUCUACCCCAGUUUAAUGAGAGCAUGUACUCGUACGCCAGCGCCCCCUGGCCUCAGCCCUCCCACAACUACCUGUCCUUCAUGGAGUUCGAGAUGACCUUCCAGCCGACCAAUCCCGACGGCACGCUGCUCUACACCGAUGAUGCGGCCAGUCGUGACUUCCUGUCAAUCAGCCUGGUGGGCGGAUAUGUGGAGUUUCGCUUCGACUGCGGCUCGGGUGCCACAGUUAUCAGGAGUGAAGAGGCCGUCGCUACGGACGUGUGGCACGAGUUGCGUGUCUCGCGUACAGCAAAAAAUGGCAUUUUACAGGUAGACAACCAGAGACCAGUGGAAGGCAUGGCAGAGGGUGCAUUUACACAGAUAAAAUGUAGUUCUCCUCUCUAUAUUGGAGGAGUUCCUAAUUAUGAUAUUACUAAGACGAGCGCUGGCGCCCUGAGACCCUUCAGUGGAACUGUGCAGAAGAUCACUCUGAAUGACCGCACUAUAGAGCUGAAUCCCGGUCAGGCUUUUGGGGUGAACGUGUUGAACGCAGAUCACCCUUGUGUAGAGAACCCGUGUGCUAAUGGAGGAACAUGCAGGCCGAAGUGGGACGGUUAUGACUGUGACUGUACGCUUGGGUAUGAUGGGAAACACUGUCAGAAAGAAUGUGGGAAUUAUUGCUUAAACACUGUCACUGAAUCUAUUGAGAUCCCUCAGUUCACUGGACGCAGCUAUCUGACAUACGACAACAGAGAUAUCCUCAAAAGGGUAUCAGGUUCCAGAACAAACAUGUUCAUGCGUUUUAAGAGCACGUCUAAAGAUGGUCUUUUACUGUGGCGGGGGGACAGUCCAAUGAGAGCCAACAGUGACUACCUGUCUCUCGGCCUUCAAGACGGAGCGCUCAUUUUCAGUUACAAUCUUGGUAGCGGAGCUGCCACUGUGGUCAUUAAUGGCACAUUUAGUGAUGGCAAAUGGCACAGAGUGAAGCACAUAAGGGAUGGACAGUCUGGUAAACUAACUGUUGAUGAUUACGGAGCUAAAACCGGCAGAUCUCCUGGAAAGAUGAGACAGCUGAAUAUCAAUGGUGACCUUUACAUUGGGGGGAUGAAGGAGAUUGCGUUGCACACUAACAGGCAGUACAUGCGAGGUUUAGUGGGAUGCAUUUCUCAUUUCACUCUGGCCACAGACUACCAUCUGUCUCUGGUUGAUGAUGCAGCUGACGGCAAGAACAUCAACACCUGCACCAACUGAGCACAUCAAAAACACCAGCUACAGAACGUGACCAUCAGUAUCUGUGAUCCAAGAACAACAUCAUCAAAAUAAACAAUUUCAGGAACACCAACAUCACUGACCUCAGCUGAGAAGCAACAAAUACAUUUGCAGUUGCAGCCAAAAUUAAUAUAUGCCCCAUUCAAACCUUUAAAAUGAUCAUAGUUAGUCAACAAUAAGCUAUAACAUAAUAAAAGAGCCAAACCUACAGCAUUUAGCUUGGAACAUUGUUUAUGUGGUGAGAUGAGGAUGAAAGUGUUUUCUUCCAUUAUAUACCAAAUUCCUAAACCAACAGCAAGAGUUAAGCUUUUUUUUUUAGCUUCUGCACUCAGUGUUAUAAAAAAAUGGUUUUCAAACAUGUAGUUGAAUCACAUUAAAUAAAUGUUAUAAUAUUUCAUAAGUGAGCAUGCAUUUAUUUGAAGGCAAGCCCAGCUCAGAGGUUGUUUGUCCAUCAUGCAACAUUUGAUCUUUUAAAGCAUACUGAAUAAUGACAGCUAAACAUAUUUAUACGCCAAACUGUAUGUUUUCAAAUGUACAAGCCCUUUUUAUGGCACUUACUGUAUGAUUCUACAACCAGUUCUUGUCCUUAGUCAGAUGGGUUUCCUUUCUAUUAUUCUUUUCAAGGACAAAGGUGAGGGACAAAUGUAUUUAUAUAGUUAUUAUUCUUUAUUUUAAUGCCAUUAAUUUUGAAACAGUAUUUAGACUGAUGAAUUUAUAGAUGAAGAUUGGUUGUGAUGAAUAGCUGUCAUGUAGCGUAGUAAACGUCUCUCUCUUCUGAGGUAAUGUUUGCACUGUGAGUUUUUAGGCUGCUAGUGGUGGAAGGACAAAGUGAUGUGAUUUUUCUUUUGUAUCAGAGGGUUCUCUUUAACGUCUCUGCCUCUCUUUUCCUUCUAGCUACAAACUGUUAUGAAUCCCAAAGACUCUUUUAUAGCUUCUGUAGCUCUUUAUUUAUUUUUGUUCAUGUAAGUUAAUGGAUGUCUGCAAAAAAAAUGCAUCUCUUAAUUUUUCUGCCUUGAUGUUUUAAAAGCCUGUCAUUUUGCCAUCAAAAAUGUGACUUAUUGAUUUCAUUAAAUAAAAACAAUGCCAGACACU
Messenger RNA from Cyprinus carpio (common carp), 4772 nucleotides. RefSeq names its product pikachurin. NCBI's taxonomy places the organism in Eukaryota, Metazoa, Chordata, Actinopteri, Cypriniformes, Cyprinidae. Gene Ontology annotation, molecular function: calcium ion binding; protein binding. The coding region runs from base 489 to 3662 and encodes 1057 amino acids. The record is from RefSeq and is a predicted model, not a curated record. The transcript is spliced from 24 exons.